CCCCGCCCCGCUUGGAGUGGCGGAGGGACGUUGGGCCGGGGUGGGCCGGGCCCGGAGGAUUGGUGGGCGGUUUCUUCCCGGGCAGCAUGCGGCACCGCACCCUUUAUUCCGCUCCUGCCCUCUGGGCUUCCAUUCCCUGUCCCCUCUCCGAGCUGAGCCUGGAUCGUGUGCUGGCCUCUGGCCAGUCCUUCCGGUGGAGGGAGCAGAGCCCAGGGUACUGGACUGGUGUCCUAGCGGGUCGGGUGUGGACGCUGACCCAGGCUGAGGAGAGGCUCUACUACACCGUGUAUGAAGCAGAGGCCGGCAGCCCCGAUCCCAGGAAGGAGACAGCAGAGGAGCCGGAGAUCCUGCACCGGUACUUCCAACUGGAUGUGCAGCUGGCAGAGCUUUACCGACACUGGGGCUCUGUAGACCCGCACUUCCGGCAAGUGGCACAGAAGUUCUUGGGAGUGCGGCUGCUACGGCAGGAUCCCGUGGAGUGUCUCAUCUCCUUCAUCUGCUCCUCCAACAAUCACAUCUCUCGUAUCACUCGUAUGGUGGAGCAGCUCUGCGAGGCUUUUGGUCCACAGCUCUGCCGCUUGGACUCAGUGCCAUAUCACAGUUUUCCUAGCUUGCAAGCCCUGGCAGGGUCUGAUGUGAAACAGCGGCUCAGGGCACUGGGAUUUGGCUACCGGGCUAGGUUUGUGAGUGAGAGUGCCCAGACCAUCCUGGGUGUGCAUGGGCCUGACUGGCUACAAAGACUGCGCACAGCUCCCUACUCAGAGGCCCGGCAGGCACUCUGCUCACUGCCCGGAGUUGGGGCUAAGGUGGCAGACUGCGUGUGCCUCAUGGCGCUGGACAAGCCUGGGGCCGUACCGGUGGACACCCAUGUCUGGCAGAUUGCCCACAGGGAUUACCAGUGGCAGCCAGCUUCUGGAUGCAAGAGUGUGAGUGAGAAGGCUAACAGGGAACUAGGUGACUUUUUCCGGAAUCUGUGGGGCCCUUAUGCUGGCUGGACUCAAGCGGUUCUGUUCUGUGCAGAUCUGAAGCCAGCCCAGGCCUCGAAGCGGCAGUUCAAACAGAAAAAGCAGAGAACAGAGGAGUGCUGUGUGCUGGAUAAAGUCUUUGGCUGGACACGGAGCCGGGACACAUCCGUCAGCAACAGACCCCGGGCCCCCUGCUGCGCCCUGGCGCUCUGA
This is a messenger RNA of Tachyglossus aculeatus (Australian echidna), 1178 nucleotides long. RefSeq names its product 8-oxoguanine DNA glycosylase (gene OGG1). Lineage: Eukaryota; Metazoa; Chordata; Mammalia; Monotremata; Tachyglossidae. Gene Ontology annotation, cellular component: nucleus. The record is from RefSeq and is a predicted model, not a curated record. The transcript is spliced from 8 exons. The coding region runs from base 87 to 1178 and encodes 363 amino acids. Gene Ontology annotation, molecular function: damaged DNA binding; 8-oxo-7,8-dihydroguanine DNA N-glycosylase activity. Gene Ontology annotation, biological process: base-excision repair, AP site formation; base-excision repair; nucleotide-excision repair.